This is a messenger RNA of Limulus polyphemus (Atlantic horseshoe crab), 933 nucleotides long. RefSeq names its product neuropeptide receptor 15-like. Lineage: Eukaryota; Metazoa; Arthropoda; Merostomata; Xiphosura; Limulidae. Gene Ontology annotation, molecular function: G protein-coupled receptor activity. The transcript has 3 exons. Bases 6 to 884 code for a protein of 292 amino acids. Gene Ontology annotation, cellular component: plasma membrane. Gene Ontology annotation, biological process: G protein-coupled receptor signaling pathway. The record is from RefSeq and is a predicted model, not a curated record.
GUUCCAUGACCAACCUUUUUAUCAUGAAUCUUGCUAUUAGCGAUUUUAUCAUCAUGAUUGUCUGCGUUCCUGACAUUAUCCAAUUUAUGGAAAAUAAUGGCUGGCAACUUGGUCUAACUUCCUGCAAGAUCAUCCGCUUUUCAGAGGUUUCGGCUCUGUACGCCUCCGUGAUGACUUUAGUCAGUGUCUGUGUUGAAAGAUAUGUGGCAAUCAUUCACCCAAUAAGAGCUCACCUCUUGUGCUGUCGUGGACGAAUUAUUCUAUCAAUAACCGUCAUCUGGCCAUUGGCCAUGAUCUUUGCCUCCCCGAAUCUAAUCUUCCAUGUUUUGCUGCCCGUUGCACCUGGUUUCAAACCUUGUGUUGUCAAGUUAAGCCGAGUUAACUUCCUGGUGUUUAAGUACCUGGAAUUCACAGUCUUCUAUUUGAUCCCUUUACUAAUUCAGAUUGCCCUGUACAUCGGGAUUGGUCGACGACUUUUCCGACCUGAGAUGUUCCAGUCCGUAGAGCCAGUAGUCAGGAGAGACAAUCUGGUCGUGACCAUGAAUGCUAGACGUGGAGUUGUCAAGAUGCUAAUUGCUGGGGUUUCCGUUUACUUCAUCAGCCUCUCCCCCCAUCAAGUAUUACUUUUUUACAACACUUUUUCCCAAACCCCUUUUCAAGAGACUUGGACCUACCUGAUAUUUGUUAAUAUCAUGGCCUACGCUUCAUCUGCCUGUAAUCCACUACUUUACAGCAUUUUCAGCCUGAAAUUUCGGGAAAAAUUUCGCACCAUUCUGUUUUGUCGUAAGGAAAGUGUCCGGGAACCGUCUCGCACAUUAACCGUUUUUGGCCAACGUAAUAGAAAUUUUAAUAAAAGCGUUAAAACAGAUCAGACUGAUCUUUGAGAAAUCUUUGUCUGGCUAAGAGCUCUCCAGAAGGACUAGUGGACGACGG